Molecule: messenger RNA, 2505 nt
Organism: Epinephelus moara (kelp grouper)
Lineage: Eukaryota; Metazoa; Chordata; Actinopteri; Perciformes; Serranidae
Gene: ptchd3b
Product: patched domain-containing protein 3
Exons: 4
Coding region: 1-2505 (834 amino acids)
Cellular component (GO): membrane
Source: RefSeq, a predicted model, not a curated record
AUGGCCAGAUUCCACACAGACUGCAUAGAGAGACACCUGCGCAUCUGUUUUGAGAUGAUGGGUCACUUUAUCGGAUCUCAUCCCUGGUGGUUCCUGAUCACCCCCCUUGUUCUCUCUGCGAGUCUGGGGAGUGGAUUUUAUCUUCUCGAGGACAGAAUGUCAAAUGAUAUCGAGGAGCAGUUCACACCUGUCGAUGGACGAGCCAAGCUGGAGAGGAAAUAUAUCCAAGAAACAUUUCCAGGAAGCCAUUCCAUGUUUUCACGUUUGAGACUGAGCACAAAUGGGAAUUAUGCGACUCUUAUAGCUUCAGGUGACAGGAAUAUUCUGAGUGUGGAGUCACUCCAGGACAUCCUAGACUUGGACUUUAAAGUCAGGAGUAUGGUGGUGCAGUUUGACAACCAGUCAUUUCAAUAUGAGGAUGUUUGUGCUGAAGUGAUGGGAUCCUGCACCUCAAAUGAUAUUUUAGAUAUCAUUGAGUACAAAUCCAAUAUAGACACAGUUAAUUUGACAUAUCCGUGGUAUUACUCUGGUUUUGGGAGGUUUCCUUUAUAUUUAAGUCUGGGGAGUGUGACACUGCACAAUGAGAGCUCAGUUGUUGAAAGUGCAAAAGCCAUUCAGCUCCAUUACUAUUUAAGUGAGGACAACAAAACAAAGACGGACGUUUGGUUGGAAAGCUUCAUUAGUUUGGUCUCAAACAUGUCAUCAGCUUACAUUCAGGUGUCAUACUCCACCUCCAUGUCAAUGCAGUGGGAAUUCAAGAAAUCUCCAGCUUCUGUCAUCUAUUUAUUCUCCAUCACCUACGCCAUUGCCAUCACAUUUUCCAUCAUAUCAUGUUGGAGGUUGGAUAAUGUCAGGACGAAGGUGUGGGUGGCGACCUGUGGGGUGCUCUCCACGGGUCUGGCGGUCCUGAGUGGUUUUGGUGCUCUGCUGUUGCUGGAUCAACCUUUUGUCAUGACAGUUGCUUCCUGUCCUUUCAUGAUAUUGGGUAUCGGACUCGAUGAUAUGUUCAUCAUGAUCUCCUGCUGGCAGAGGACCUGCGUCCUGGACAGCGUCCCCGACCGGCUGGCUGACACCUACAAGCACGCUUCUGUCUCCAUCACCAUCACCACCCUGACCGAUGCUCUGGCUCUCUUCCUGGGCUACACCUCGUCCUUUGGUUCUGUCCGGUCCUUCUGCCUGUACGCUGGGAUUUCUAUUUGCUUCUGCUACCUGUACAGCAUCACUUUCCUGGGGGCGUGUAUGGCUCUGAACGGACAGAGGGAGGCAGAGAACAAGCACUGGUUCACCUGUGCCAAAGUCCCGGAAGACUUACCCUCCAGGAGUUCGAAAGCCUUCAGUGUGUGCUGCGUUGGGGGGCGAUACGAUCGAAUGACCGAGAUGGAGGACACUGAGCCCAUGAGUCAAAUGUUUGAGCGGUUCUAUGGUCCGUUUCUGACCCACAAAUGGGUGAAAGCAUGUGUCUUUGUCAUUUACGCAUGCUAUCUGGCUGCUAGCAUCUAUGGUUGUUUUAUCUUACAGGAGGGACUCGACACAAGGAAUCUGGCUUUGGACGAUUCCUACAUUGUCAAUUAUUACAACAAUCAAAGGCAACACUUCUCCAAAUACAGCUAUAAUGUGAUGGUAGUGGUGAAGCAGCCGAUCUCGUACUGGGACAAGGGUGAACUGGAGCAUCUGCGUUCAUGCAUUUCAAACUUUGAGGAUUUGAAUUUUGUCAAUGGCACGUUUGCUUGGUUUCUUUCUUUUGAAGAGUACGCAAAUGCAACCAAUCUCAGAAUCGGAUCUCAAGAGGCUUUCCAAACUCAUCUGACCCGUUUCUUAGAGCUCCAGUCCAUGUUCAGACAAGACAUCAACUUCACUGCAGACAAUAAGAUUCAGGCCUCCCGCUUUUUUAUUCAGACACUCAACAAUACCACACCGAAGGACAUGAUGGUUAGACUCAGGAGGACAGUAGACGAGUGUCCAGUACAGGUCCUGGUGUACCACCCUGCUUUCAUCUUCUUUGACCAGUACACUGUCAUCAAGGACAACACCGUUCAAACCAUCCUGGUGGCUGUGGUCGUGAUGCUGGUCGUCUCACUCAUCCUCAUACCCAGUCCUCUUUGUUCCAUGUGGGUGGCGUUCGCAAUUUGUUCAGUCAUUGUUGGAGUGACGGGGUUCAUGGCACUAUGGGGUGUAAACCUGGACUCCAUCUCCAUGAUCAACCUCGUCAUGUGCAUCGGGUUUUCCGUAGACUUCUCAGCACAUAUUUGUUAUUCUUUUGUUUCCAGCUCCAAGAGUGAUGUCAAUGAGAAAGCUACAGAUGCCUUGGCCCGUUUAGGCUAUCCGAUACUGCAAGGAGCGCUGUCCACUAUUUUAGGAGUGGUGGUGCUGUCCAUGUCUGGGAGUUACAUCUUCAGGACGUUCUUUAAGAUCGUGUUUCUUGUGAUUACAUUCGGGCUGCUCCACAGCUUAGUGUUCAUUCCAGUGUUUCUGACUCUGUGUGGAGCCUGUGGGAAGUGGUGUUAA